Molecule: messenger RNA, 2020 nt
Organism: Drosophila bipectinata
Lineage: Eukaryota; Metazoa; Arthropoda; Insecta; Diptera; Drosophilidae
Gene: p-cup
Product: presidents-cup
Source: RefSeq, a predicted model, not a curated record
AUGUCCUGGACAAGCGGCUUGAAUAUGGGUGGUGUGGGAGCACUGUUGCCGCAGGUGAAGCCGUGGCAGCGCUUCGACUGGAAGUCCUGCCUCAGGUCGAAGAUCCUUCGCGACUGGGGCAGCCACUACUUGAGGCGGUCGCUCAACCAGACGGCCUUGAAGAGUAUGCAGCGGGCGCUGGAGACCUGUAAGGUCCCGGAUAUACGGGGUCAGCUCGGCUCCUGCACGUUGACCCGACCCACGACUCCGAAGUCUAUACGGAACUGCAUGGAUCCGGAUCACCUAAUCUGCUCCAGCGACUACAAGAUUCUAUACCAGCGGAGUCGUUGCCAUCGCUCGAUGGCCAACUCGAAAAGGGCCGUGGAGGAUGCCCAGCUGGCCCAACGGACCAUACCUAUGGCAAUGGGGCGGCACAAUAGUGUACCGGGGACUGCGGAUAUUGUCCAGGAGAAAUGCAACGCCCUGCUCGAUGCGAAUGCGUUCGAGAGGAGUCUGGUCACAGUGUAUGAUGAGGGGAGAGAUUUCCACAGCAAAAAUUCCGAGCGGCAGUUUCAUAAAAUCCAAGAGAAAAUCAUGGGCAUUUUUAAUGACACCGUUGGAGAUUCCCUGUCCCCGUUUUUCAUUAAAAACAUGGCCGCCAUUGAGGGAGUAAUCCGAGAGCGAGAAGAGGCGGCUGCCAACAUUCCGCGUCCCCUUUGGAAGAUCCGACGGGAUCGGCCGGAGUGCGAUGUCCAAAGUAUCGAGGAAAAGAAGAGCAUUCAGCUGACACCCAUAGAACGAGCUCGGCGCAAGAACAGCGAACGCCUCUACACAUAUAACUAUAUGCGGAGGAACGCCGUUGAUGUAGCCCUACUAAGGGAACUGCGAACCAACGAGAACUUUCUCAACCCGCUGAUGGGCUCAAGCACUCCGCACCUCCGCCAACUAACUAGAGAUCAGUUCGACAUCAUCGGCAGGUUUCUGAAAAUGAUGCACGCCCGCAAUCCGCUGUACAACCGAACGUUUAUUCGCAACAGCGGGGACAUCGGUGAGCGAUCCCAGAGACGUCGACGGGAGGCCCACCUGUUCCACCUGGAAUACCAGACACGGCGCGACUGCUUCCGGAUGCUGCGCCAGGUGAGAGCACUGCGCCGAGCGGGCAAUGUGGACAAGAUGUCGGAUUAUGUGGAGCACAUCAUGUCCAACAACAUUGAACUGAAGACCCAUCGCACCCUGCCCUGGAAGUGGGAGUUCCUGAACGAGGUCUACAACCUGAUGGGCCUGGCCCAUACCGAUCGUUGCUCCGUUCCGGCCAAUGUGGACUUUUUGCAGCCAAAAAAUCGUUUUCUUCUGUUUCUAAUACCGCCGGAGAAGAAGGUCAAGGAGAUAUCAGACCCAUUUGGGGGCACGAACAUGUAUGUGGAGAUGCAUCAAGAGGAGGAGCGACACAACCGAAUCAACCAGAAACUGGAGCAUCUGGAGAACCGGCUGCGUUACUCCCCCUACGCGAUAGAGCGCUCCUAUCUGCUGUUCGAGAUGGCCAGGUGGCACUUCAGGGAGUCCCGCUUCGACAAGUGUCUGGUGGUGGCGCAACGCGCUUUCGAAGAGGCACGCACCUGCAAGAGCCUGAUCUGGCGUUUCAAUAGCAUCUUCCUGGCCUGCCAAGUCCACGCCGUCCUCAGUCGCUACGAACGCCUCAAGGAGACACUGGCCAAGGCCGAAAAGCUGGCCUCUGCCCUGAGGGCACCCAAGCUGCAUGCCUACCUCUCCAUCUGCAUCACCAUCAACGACUACGACAUGGCCCUGCGGAAGCUGCGGCAGUCGGACGUCUCCCUGCGUAAGAGCCGGAAGAAGAGUAACCACGAGUCCAGGACAGCCGUUUCGGCAGCCGUGUCAGUGAACGUCAGUUCCGAAAGUUUAGUCAGCUAAUGGUUCUGGACUGCUUUCCAUUGCUGUUCCUCCAACCAAAAAGUAAUGGAAAGGAGUCAAGGACCUCAAGGAUAUUAUUACCUUUUGACUUUGUAAUUGAAGAAAUUGUAUU